CAGAACCUUCGUAUCAGAGUACUUAAAGGAACAUUUGAACAUACAUAUUGAUAUUUUCCAGUCUCAGUUUAAACCCUCCCUCACGCGCAUAAUCUCUUUAAAGUUCGAAAAAUAUCCAACACCACACACAGAUUCCUCUCUCUCUAUAUAUCUCUCUCUCAAUGACGCGCUUCAAUGGCGGCUAUGUAUUUAUUUCUGUUAAACGUUGAGCCUGUUCUUUUAUUUGCAAUGGACAAUUACUCGCAAAUAGACGAAUCCAUGUUCUACUUUUGUUUCUUGGUCUUUUUCUUCACCUUCUUUCUAUUCAUUUUCUCUUACUCUGUGUAUAAAAGAUUGAAGAAAACCGAGCAGAAGCUAGAAGAGGAACAUAUCCAGAAGCCAAUUCAGAACGACCCGUUGCGAUUGGACUCAUUGGAGCGUUCUUCGGCUGAAACUGUGGGUAACGCCCAUGAAACCUGUGAAAAUGACCCGACCCAUUCGCUGCUUUUGGAGAUCUUGCCAACUGAUUCCCCGAAAUGGGAGUGUGUCUUUGGCGAAGAAAAGAGUGGUAACCCGGAUCCAAACGGGUCGGGCUCGGCUGAGAAUGGGGUUGAGUCGGUUGAGGAUCAGAGGGUGAAGAAGAAGAAGAAGAGGGCCAAGAAGAAAAGGCCGAAUUUGCAAGCUGAAAUGGGUGGCGAAGAGAGAAAAAUUUCGGAUUCGGGUUACCAGGUCAAGAAUGACUUGGUAUGCCUGUAUCCGUUUACAUCUUCAAGUAGUGGUAUGCAGAGGAGGAUCAAGCAGCAGUAUGAUGAGCUUGUGAAGUGCAAUGAGACCAGGGGACUAACGCUGGCACAGGUUGGAGAAUUUGCUAAUUGUUUGAUUGAGGCUAGAAAUGAGCUACAGCACAAGGCUGAUGUCAUCCAACGCAAGUUCACCAUAACAAAGGCUCUACUAUUCAAGGCAGACAGAUCUUCCUUUGACCGCCUUCGGAAGCAGAUAUACAAGCUAGAAGUAGAACAACAAAGACUAGAAGAGGAUGCAUUUGUUUAUAAUUGGCUUCAGCAACAGCUUAAACUCUCGCCGGCAUACAAGAAGAUGCUUGAAAUUAGCGCUUCCAUGGAGUUGAAGGCCAAAUCUGGUGAGAUGAUGGAAAGCACAGAUACCGACUUGGCUGACAUUUCUUUUGAAGAGUUUUUAGCGAAAGAAAAGAAGGAUUCAUUUUGGCAAAAAAAAUCAAGAUCGUGCUCAGGGUGAAGACUAUCCAUUUUUCUGACUCUAAAUUCCUAAUCAUGAGAUUCAGUUCAGUCGUCUGUAUAUCCAAUACGGAAGAGUUCUUCACUGUAACAGGAUCUUUUUUGGUUGCCUGUGCUUCUUUGUCACUCUUUUGAACAGGGAUAUAGCAAUAACUUUUGUCUGUUUAAAUUUUCUUUCCAGAAUUUUCCGGUGGAAGCUGGUUGAUCAUAUGUUUCUUGAAUGUAGCAUGCAACGUUCUGCUGAAA
This is a messenger RNA of Carya illinoinensis, 1478 nucleotides long. RefSeq lists its product as uncharacterized. The transcript is spliced from 6 exons. NCBI's taxonomy places the organism in Eukaryota, Viridiplantae, Streptophyta, Magnoliopsida, Fagales, Juglandaceae. Bases 175 to 1233 code for a protein of 352 amino acids. The record is from RefSeq and is a predicted model, not a curated record.